AGAAAAGAAUUAUGGAUUCGACCAAUUGAAUCUCCCGGAAGCUUCAGAAUGAACCAAUGACCCAUGUGAUUUGUCCGGAAUUCGACGCGUUUUCCAGGUUGGAACUGCAACACGCAGUCACAGGCAGCACUAAGAACUACAGCUCAGCGCUGAGGAUAUCCGAAAAACCUGGUCGCUUUACACUCUGACAGCCGUGCUCUUGAGUUUCGGUUGCACUCCGUAGGACAAAAUAAUCUAGUCCAUCCCCGACACCCAGACGGCAUACACUAGUCCUUUAACUCCUUCAACCGAUUUGAGCUCCAGUUCUAGAAAACGUUAACGACCUCUGAUUUUAACAUUUUAAACGGGUUCGUUUUUUUGAGGUUCGUUGUGAAAUUAAGGAUAGCUGCCUUUAAAUAUAUGUACCCAAAGAUAAAUGCCUAGAUGACUCUGGACGCUAUCUUAAGCGAAGGCAAGGCAGGGGUGGAGAGCUGGUGUUCUUGCUGUGGCAUGAAGAUGACCCCUUACUUCUCAGAAAAUGCGGUUAUUUCACAGAAUGAAAUCAACCUGCUCAUUAAUGAGAGUUUCCUGACUGUAAAGGGUGCUGCCCUAUUCUUGCCUCGAGGAAAUGGCUCAACUGCACCCAGAAUCAAUCACCGACGCAAUAAACAUGCAGGAGACCUCCAACAGCACCUGCAAGCAAUGUUCACCCUCCUUAGACCUGAAGACAACAUUAGAUUGGCUGUACGGUUGGAAAGUGCAUACCUGGAGCUGACGCGAUACAUGGUGGUAGUUUCCACCAAUGGUAGACAAGAUACAGAGGAAAGUAUUGUUUUAGGAAUGGAUUUCUUCAAGGAUAGCAGUACUUGCACAAUGGGCUUGGUUCUUCCCUUAUGGAGUGACACGCUAAUCCAUUUGGAUGGCGAUGGAGGAUUCAGUGUGUCAACAGUGAACAGAAUUCACAUCUUUAAGCCUGUGUCUGUACAAGCAAUGUGGUCAGCUUUGCAAAGUUUGCAUAAAGCCUGUGAGAUUGCUAGGACGCACAACUACUACCCUGGGAGUCUUUAUUUAACGUGGAUUAGUUAUUAUGAGAGCCGCAUUAAUUCUAACCAGGCCUUCAUUAAUGAGUGGAACGCUAUGCAGGAUGUGCAGUCUCAUCGCUCUGAUUCACCUGUCCUCUUUACUGAUGUACCAACAGAGCGAGAACUGACAGAAAGACUAAUCAAGACAAAACUUCGGGAGGUAAUGAUGCAGAUGGAUUUGGAGAAUGUCACAUCCAAAGAGAUUCGCACAGAAUUGGAGAGGCAAAUGGUCUGUAACUUGCGAGAAUUUAAAGAGUACAUUGAUAAUGAGAUGAUUGUAAUCUUGAGACAGAUGGACAACCCAACUGAAAUAUUUGAGCACGUUUACCUGGGCUCGGAAUGGAAUGCGUCCAAUUUGGAAGAUUUGCAGGGCCGAGGGAUUCGAUACAUCUUGAACAUCACUCGUGAAAUUGAUAACUUCUUCCCAGGAAUGUUCGAGUACCAUAAUAUCAGGGUAUAUGAUGAGGAGGCUACAGAUCUGCUUGCAUAUUGGAACGAUACAUACAAAUUUAUCUCAAAGGCAAAAAAAAAUGGAUCCAAAUGUCUUGUUCACUGUAAAAUGGGCAUCAGCAGAUCUGCGUCCACAGUCAUUGCAUAUGCAAUGAAGGAAUAUGGCUGGAAUUUGGAAAAAGCUUACAGUUAUGUGAAGGAGAAGCGGACAGUUACAAAACCUAAUGUGAGCUUCAUGAGACAACUGGAAGAGUACCAGGGUAUCUUGCUUGCUAGCAAGCAACGGCACAAUAAGCUAUGGCGAUCUCAUUCAGAUAGCGACCUUUCAGAUCACCGUGAGCGUAUUAAUAAAUCUGCUGUUGACUUAAACAGAAGGGACAGUACUUCCACUACAGAAAUGCCAACUGAUCUACUUACUGAGCAUCCGUGUCAGUCCCAGUUCUCAAAUGUCCUAGAAACAAGUUUACCUGGAGUCCAUGAAAGAAAAAAUGAGUUAAAUUGUGCAAUUGAUACAACAUAUGAAAUAUCUUUAAAAAGUAACCCCAAUGACUUGAACACCGACAUCUCUUCUGCAGCAGUGCCAGGACUGAAGAUCACUGACAGUACCACCACGAGGUUACCAGCAGAUUACAGCUCAGAUAUUCUCCCUCUCCAAGACUUCCACUCUGACAAAUCUGCAGAGGUCUUGUCACAGAAUGGAUUUUCUUCUUCACCUACCAAUUUCAUGGUGUUGACUGACUCGGCAGUAGGUGAAUCAGAGAAAGGUGUUAAUUUAAACCCAAAUGACAUUUUGGUACCGUUACUUGAAACUGCACCUCUACCAGAGGAUCAUAAAGCUUCACAGGAACUGAUUUCCUCUGUCUCACCAUCAAACAUAGAUGCUGGGAUUUGCAGUUUAAGUACUGAUCGAAUUGACUUCUUCAGUGCCAGAGAAAAAUUCAUUGAGCUUUCGCAGGAGAAUGGAGCAAGAGCCCAAAAGCACUUAAAAACAGAGGAGUUUGGUGGUGGGAAGUAUUGUCCCACAAAAGUGGCUGCACAGGAAACCCUCGAGAAAGAACAGAUUACAAAUGGUCAGGGACAGACUUCAUUGGAUAUCUCAGCUCACGUAAAAGAUAAAUGUGUAGAUGAUGACGCAAAAUCUAAUAAGGAAAAUCUAGUUCCAACAUUGUUCAACAAGAAGUCUUCCUUAACGAGGUCUCAGUCCUUAAGUGUCAUUUCUGUGAAAGAAAUUGUGACGGGAAUAGAGUCCAGCCAGAGUUCAGGUGUGUGCCAAAGCAAGAUGGAAAGUGUCACCACUAACCAGGUCCAAACACCAAAGAGGAACACAGUUCAUGAGCUACCAGCAGAUUUUCAUUGGCUUUCUGAAAACAACAACAUUUCAGAAAAAAUUUGCGAAAAUUACUGUAAAAAUGCCACUGAUUUGUCUGAAGCUAAAGACGAUGUAUGUCAACACGUGCAUUUAACAGCCAAGAGCUAUGAGGACUGCCAGGAGACAGCCAUUAAAGAGUCUACACAGGAUGGAAGCAUAGAGCCAAAACAAGUGCCAAAAUGGUGCCCGGGCUCAGUCAAACGUGCAACACAAGAAUUUGAAGAACGAUUAAAACAGGGGCAAGAACAUCAAUCAUUGGCAACGUUACCAAUCCGUAAAAAUUCCAGAAUUGAUGGAGCCACAGCUUGUGACAUAGUGGUGACAAAUAGGAGUGAGGCUAUCGUUUCUGAGUUACCUUUGUUGAAUGAUAAAAGAAAAGAAAGGAUCGAUGAUGACCCACAUUUAUUUCUCGAGAUUUGUGUAUCUCAGAAUCAAGAAUCGAUCUCGGACUCGCAGUCACAUGUGAUAGAGCAUCCGUUAGAACCAAGACCGGAAUUGGAACAAGCUGAAUCUGGCUCUUUGAGCACUCUGGAACUUGGGAUAACCCACUCUUUUGAAACCUCCCAGGAACUGGAUUCAUAUACCCAACUUCCAAAGAAAGUUGAAAUAAUUGAGUACACACAUGUAGUUAAACCACCAUCUCAAGAAAACAAUGAUACUAUUUGCUCGACAGCAGAAGAGGAGGAAAUUGUUGAAGUUGAAUCUCUGGGAAAGGAAAAUAUGGCCAUAGUACAAUCUGCAGAUGACCUAAAAACAACAGAAGUGAAAACCACCGAAUUUCCAUGCCACUCACCACUGUUACCAUUUUUGGGCACCGUAAGUUUGACUGAAACUGACAACAAAGAAAUUGAAGGAGCGACCUUCGAAUCUGGUAGUCGUCCAGAUGAUGCAGUUGACAGCUUCUCUGAAUAUGAAAUUGCUUUAGUUGUUAGUGGUGCAGCACGUUUGCCAUUAAAUGGCUUGGAAAAUCAAGCACAUGUACUUCACCUGGAAGGCAUCACAGAAUCCAGUACAGACACUGAUGCGGAGACCCUUGAUGAUAAAUAUUUGGGGCUUCGGGAAGCUGACACAAAAACUACAUCUUGGCAAAGAGGUGAUGGGUGCUUUACUCUACUGAGUCAUGAAGAUUUAAAGUUGAGUUUCAGCAGAUUUGAUGAAAGUGUCAGGGACUUGCAAGAGAUGUCAAGAUUUGAAAAAUGUACCCAUAAUCUUAGCCAUGGCCUGAGCAGUGACAGUACAGGAUGUCUAAGUUGUACGCUAGGGAUGAGUAAGCAACAGUCAAAGGAAAUUGAAGCUAAAAUAAGGCAAGCAGGUCUCACAACUCCAUCACAGAUUAAACGCUCAGCAUCCAUUGCUAAGCUGGGUUACCUGGAGCUUUCAAGGGAUGAUUUAUUUAGAAAGGGGUUGGAUAAUUCUAAAACUUACCAAGCAUUUCUUGACUCCAUCCAGUCUACACCAUGGGCAGUGCAGAAUACAAGUGAAUAUAGAACUGAAUGUGCUGUGAAAGAUGAGCCCAGUAAAAAGAAAUGUGUUUCCAUUUCUCUUCUCCAAGAUCCUCAACCCACAGUGUGUUUUUCAGAACAACUUAAUGCAUCAGAAAGUAUUGCACAAAGCGAGCCUGUGGAGAUGCCCUUAGUACAAUAUGCCAAAGCAGUUGAGUCCCAAGAGUGUCCAUUGGCAAGUACAGAAAAGAACCUUCCACAGAUAAAACCUUUGUUCCCUUAUGGUACCAAUGCACCCUGUCCCACCCCACUGAUGUCUGUAGCACCUCGGCAGCACCAUCAUAGAAAUCAUGCAUUAAAGCGAUUAAAAGCAGCUAAUGAAAGAAAACGCACAACCAAUCCUUUGUAUAACACCAUGUGACCCUAAGCCCAAAAGUUAUGCCUCCUUAUGAGAGGCAAGUGUUUUCAAUGGAACAAGCACUUUACAAUUUGUUUUCUAUAUAAUUGUUAAAUAUAGGGUUUUUUAAAUGAUUGCAUGCUGACAUUGGGCUUCUUUAAUUCGUUCGUUCUUGCUUUCUUUAUUCUCAAAGUUGUAUUUGACUUAACGUUGUGUGAAACUAAACCCUUCAACCACAAAAUUUUAUUUAAAAGAGCACACCAGCUAAUAUGGAGCAAGCUUAUAGUUAACUUUAUCAGUCUGUUGUUUAACAUACCUCUAAAUUGAAAUCAGGGAAAAACAGCUCAUUGUGAUAAGUUCUGUACUAUUUUUACAAAUGUCAUUGUCACCUGUUGCUUAUUAAUUGACAUGCUUUCCUAUCAUACAUUAGGUCCUCAGUCUAAUCUUCCUGCUGAGAGAAAAUAUUGACCUUAUGAAUUUCUUCCCCCUAUUGUGUAGUCUUGCAAAAUGGCUGUUAAACGUUUGGUGUGUAUUCUGUGUUGUAGUGAAACAGUGAGCAAAAGAAUUUGGAUGCACACUGUUCCUUAAUCAUUUUUAAGCUAAUUUUAUGUAAAAUUUAGAUCAAUAGUCUUUGCAGGGCUAUAUAGAGACUGUUAGCUGCGAUAUUUUUGACCUCCUUGAUUUCUCUAAUUUUCCAUCACUGAAAUGGGUUUACAUGUUGUUUUGUGUUAGUUUGUGUAUUCUUUAAGUGGUCUAGAUUCAGGAUUAUACGUGAAUUAUUACUUGAACACUACAGUGGGCUUUUGAUAAGACCUUCCACAUCCGCUCACAGGGAAAUCCUUAUAAUAACUGUUAUCUGCCUUUUUCUUUAUUAUUCCUGUAUAUUCUACUCCUAAAGUGCCAUCUGUUGGUCCCAUCGGAAGGACCUAAGUUCAUCCUUAACCUUAAUGGACAGUCACUUUUGAAUGUGACUUCUUUAAAGAAAGAAAACAAUUUUUAGUUUUAGAAAUCACUGGUACGGCUGUUUCUAUUUUGUUGAAGGUGUGAAUCUAAAUUUACUAUCUUCAUGCCUGCCACGUGUAUAAUGGUCAAUAUUUUCCCCUGCCUGAGAGUACAUUUGAUAAGGCCAACAGUUCUUUUAAACUGGAAUUCUCUUAAUUGCAGUAUGUCAUUUACAACUUCAGUUGCAUAACAGCUGUAAGAAUGUCAGCAUUUUCCUUGGAUCAGUACACAUCCGUUCUGCUAGGAAUAAUUCAAUACAGCUCCAUCUGAUUAGAACUGUGAUACCUAGGCAAGAAUUUAUACUGGAAGCUUGUGGAUCUAUCUUGAGGAUAUCAGUAGUAUUCUUGUGGUAAUGACUUUCUCCCAUGUACAUUAAAUUUUGUCACUGUUUUCCUGUAUUUUCCUCUAGUCCUGUUGAUGUUCUGUACCACCUAUAGAUUGCACGUUAAUACUUGAUGUAAUGAAAGCUGUAAGCAAUGUUCAUGCUCUGUACAUUAAAGCAUUUAUCUGAUUUUUACGCAACCAGCUUCUCCAGAUCUGCUAGCUGUGUCAAACCCAUUAUUAGUAUGUCCUCCAGUUUAAAUGGGACAUCCUGGAUGUAUUAUCGUUUUUAAUAAAUAGUUGCUAUAUAAUUAGUACAAAAUACUGAGCAGAAACAUAAUUGAUUCAACCAAUCUAUCCACUUGAGAAUUUUGCUUUUGGAAAACCUAAAUAGUCUAAAACAAGAUAUUUGGAAUUAAUUAAGAUUAAUGUUAGGGCAGCACGGUGGUUCAGUGAUUAGCACUGCUGCCUUGCAACACCAGGAACCCAGGUUCAAUUCUACCCAAAGGUGACUGUCUGUGUAGAGUUUGCAUGUUCUCCCCAUGUCUGCAUGGAUUUCCUCCAAAUGCUCUGGUUUCCACCCAUAAUCCAAAGUAAUGCAGGCCAGGUAGAUUGGUUGUGCUGGAAUGCCCAUAAUGUUCGGGAUAUGUAGAUUAGGUGGGUUAUUAGAGGAAUGGACCUGGGUGGGAUGCUCUGGGGGUCAGUUUGAACUUUGCGGGCUGAAUGGGCUGUAUCCACACUGUAGGGAUUCUGUGGUCUAUGAAAUCAUAGUAAAAGAGCAAAAUAAAAUUUUGGGUUCCAGCUAUAACUAGCAUAAUGUGCUGUGUGUCCCCGAGAGAGCCACAUUUGUGCUUUUGGAAAUCUGCAUAACAUGCUUUUCUUGGAUUAAAAAAUGUUUUCUCUUGUUCGUGUUUCUUUUCUCUGAGUAUAUUUCUGUCUCUUCUGGGGUGGGGGGGAUGGGGCAUGGCGGUGGUAGUGGGUAAGCCAUCAUCACUUACUUACAUUUUUGAUCAGGUGACUGUUCAAGUAGAAUAGAUUGAUUAUGCCGUUUUUUUUCAUUACUGUUUUGCAGUUGCAUUUCAUCUGUGUACUGAACCUAGCUCAAGUCAUUAUCAAACUGUAGCACACAUAGCCAGUUGGGAUAAACUUGCACAAUUGCUUAGAUUGGUGGGGUGUUGAGUCAUUUUGGUUCCAAGGUCCUUAAUAAAGAUUCUUACCUGUGUUAACCCUAAAUCAUCACUGCUUUCAAAAAAAAUCUAAAUGACAGGGUUUUCAAAGUUUUUUACUGUUUUUUUUGUACAAACUGUAAUCCCAACAAGCUCCUAGUACUGCUGUAUAUCCAUAUUUUUGUCUAAUUAUGGCUUCCAUUGUAAAUUAAAGUAAGAGAUUAGACUGAUAACCAAAUGAAUUUUGCCUAGAACAUGAUGUGAAAUUAGCUGCUAGGAGGACCAGACAGCAAAUUGAUGCUCGGAGUUUGAAUACAGGUGUCAAAAGUCUGGAGCCUGCUGUUGGAAUUUUGUUUUUUAAACCACUGCAGUUCAACAACUUUUAAAGGGCAUUUUUAUAUGUUUUUUUAAAUGUGAUUAUUAUAUUGUUUACAUUGUGAAUAUUGGAGCCGUACAUUUUCUUAACUUAUAGCUGUACCCUACGUGCUGUGUAGGUGCCGUCUGUUGCCUUGGCAUUCAGCUUUCACAUUUGGUUCAUUCUAGUGAAACUGAUUUUUAUGCCAUUUGUUUAUUCAACAAAAUUGUAAAUUGUGACUGCAUGUGCUGUGUGGAUACAACUUCACUUUUAAGUCUUUGUUUUUGUAAUACAGUAGUAUGAAUACCACAGUACCUAGCUUUUAAAAAUUUGGUACAUUUUUUAAAGCCUUAUGGCACCAUCUUUCAUGUCUGUUGUCGUAAGAAAUAUUUGUUUUGGCACAAGUCGUGACCAUGACUUCAAAUAAAUCUGAACAAAAUGUUUAGAAUGAAGAUUUAUUUUGUUCCACAGGCUUUUUGCAGUCUGUAAUUUUCACUUCAUUAAGCUUAAUCAGUCCAGCACUUCAUGUUGGACUGUCACUCUGCUAUUUUUCAUUAUGGGAUGUUCCACUGUCCGAAUUAAUUUUUUAUUGCAAGUGUGCUAUGUUGCUUAAUGUGAAGUAAUGCACUGUUGUAUGAAGUACAAUGUUCUUGUUACAAAAUUAAUAAAUUUUUAUUUUGAGGAUGAA
Molecule: messenger RNA, 8251 nt
Organism: Stegostoma tigrinum
Lineage: Eukaryota; Metazoa; Chordata; Chondrichthyes; Orectolobiformes; Stegostomatidae
Gene: ssh2a
Product: slingshot protein phosphatase 2a
Exons: 14
Coding region: 424-4743 (1439 amino acids)
Biological process (GO): actin cytoskeleton organization; negative regulation of actin filament polymerization; protein dephosphorylation
Cellular component (GO): cytoplasm
Molecular function (GO): actin binding; protein tyrosine/serine/threonine phosphatase activity
Source: RefSeq, a predicted model, not a curated record